AUGAAAGUGGUAGUAAAAGUUGAUAUAUUUUAUAAGUUUAUAUAAUAAAGGAUGGGAUUACUAUCCAGUACAAAUGGACGCCAGAAGGUGAUACCUAUGUUAAAAAAGUAUGGAUUUUCUAUCAGCAUCUUGAGUUAUAUUUGUGGAAUAUCCUGGAUGGCAUCAUUGGCACAUCAUGAACUUAGUGCAAAAAAUUACUUUUCUGAAAAUCAACUGUUACCUGGUUUAGUUGAAACAUAUUUUUCACAACUUCAACAUGUGUAUAAAAUGUACAAUAGAAUUCUUUCAGAAUGCCCCAACAAUGAUGUUAUCAAGGACUUUAUUACCACUGAGUUUUACAAAGUUGGUUUAGAUGUGCACACUCAGCCAUUUUACAUCAAGUCUAAGCAACUAAAUGGCACAAAUGUAUAUGGGAUAUUUCGUGCCCCUCGAGCACCAGGAGUAGAAUCAAUCAUUUUAAAUGUCCCUCUUGAUCGUUGCAACUCAAGUGGUGCCAUUGCUUUGAUGCUAACGCUUUCAAGAUAUUUCCGCUCUCAAACAUACUGGGCAAAGGAUAUUAUUUUCUUGGUUACAGAUCAUGGUUUAUAUGGCAUGAAAGCUUGGUUAGAAGCAUAUCAUCAUGAUCACAGUUAUGAUAUAGAGACAGCUGAUACCAGAGGUCAUGCUGGAUCUAUCCAGGCUGCUCUUGUUCUUGAUUUUUCCAAUGAUUUUAUCAAUUACUUCGAUCUUCUGAUAGAAGGAAUGAACGGUCAACUGCCAAAUCUUGAUGUUAUAAAUGUAGUGUACCGUAUUGCACAAUUAGAAAGCGUGCGUGUUAAGUUUAAACACCAGACACAUUUGAAUCAAUUUAAUGACAACUACUUGGGAAAUUUGGAAACUUUGAUUCGUAUGAUGAUUAUACAUGCAUCAGGUUAUCCUGUUGGUAAUCAUGGCCUGUUUUACAAAUAUCGCAUUGAAGCAGUCACAUUAAAGGGUGUAAAAGAUGGGAACAUUGUUCAUGGAAGUAGAGCUGACUUUGAAGCCAUUGGACGGUUAAUAGAAGGAAUAUUUCGAAGUUGGAAUAACAUGCUGGAGCAUUUUCAUCAAUCAUUUUUUCUAUAUGUGUUACCAAACACCAACCGAUACAUAUCAAUUGGAUUAUACAUGCCACCACUUGGAUGUUUGAUGCUGCCACUUGUCAUUUGUUUGUUUAUGCUCUGGAUUGAUAUAUUCCAGCUUGAACAUCCUCCAGAUGAGAAGCAAAGUAUGGUUGCCUUGUCGGUGUUGCUUAAUGGAAAAGUUCUUGCACAGAUUUGUUUUGCUUACCUUUGUACCACGCUGUUAUAUUUUUCAUGGCCGAGAAUAUUGCAAGUUGCGAAGGUUUAUAAUUUGUUGCCGUACCAAUUACUUGGAGGAUGUUUUGUUGUCUUAUGGUUUUUUGCAGUUAUAUGCAGGUUCGCUCGAGAUGAAAGGCACAAUAAUUCUGAUAAAGUUCUAAAGUUAUAUUGGCUUCUGCAUUUUUCUGUCCUCAUCGUUUUGCUUUCGAUACUAAAUUUUUCAUUGGCAUUUAUUGUGGCAACUUUUUACGUCCCUCUUGUAAUCCUGGUGUGUUGUCAGCGAGCUAAAUCAAGGUUAUUGGCCACAACAGCAGCUCUUUGGUCCUUACUCUCCACACCAGUAAUAGUACUGUGUAUCAUUAUGCUUGUUAGAACGUAUCCUCUCCAAGAAGGACAAGAAUUUGAAGGAAUAUUUUCAAGCAUAACAAAUUUAGUAACUGUUCUAUACAACGAGGUUUCAGACGCUGCGUUGUCAAUUUUCACCACGAAAGUAAUAUUCCUUGGUAUAAUUCCUUAUUGGUUGUCUUUUAGUAGUUUAUUUUAAUUUAACAUUUAUGAAA
Hydractinia symbiolongicarpus is the source of this 1876-nucleotide messenger RNA. Its product is annotated as glycosylphosphatidylinositol anchor attachment 1 protein-like. Gene Ontology annotation, biological process: attachment of GPI anchor to protein. Gene Ontology annotation, cellular component: GPI-anchor transamidase complex; membrane. The record is from RefSeq and is a predicted model, not a curated record. The transcript has 11 exons. The coding region runs from base 52 to 1860 and encodes 602 amino acids. NCBI's taxonomy places the organism in Eukaryota, Metazoa, Cnidaria, Hydrozoa, Anthoathecata, Hydractiniidae.